AUGUUGAACGACGUUAAACUCGCACGAGUGGGACCAAACCGUCACGAUUCGAGGAUUACUGUUAAAGUGUUAAAGAUCUGGGAUACAAUUCAUGUCGACACCGGUGAAGGGCUCAGUUUCCUCUUUCUCGAUGACGAGGGAACGAAGAUGCAUGCAUUGGUGGAAAGAAAAGAUCAGCAUAGGAGAUUUAGGAGACUACUUCAUGAAGAAGAGUGGAAGACCAUAUCUGGUUUCCAAGUUCGUACAUUUACUCCAUGGAUUCGUUUGACCAAACAAAGGAAAGAGAUUUUCCUCACUUCUGAGACACAAGUUGAUGAUGCUGACGCCUUUGAUGGUUUUAUUCCGUUGGAUCUAAUUCCAUUUGGAGAUGUUACGCUUUGGAGUUCAUGCUGGAACUGUUUAUCUUAG
Messenger RNA from Microthlaspi erraticum, 408 nucleotides. Lineage: Eukaryota; Viridiplantae; Streptophyta; Magnoliopsida; Brassicales; Brassicaceae. The record is from the annotation of a GenBank genome assembly.